Nerophis lumbriciformis (worm pipefish) is the source of this 1661-nucleotide messenger RNA. The record is from RefSeq and is a predicted model, not a curated record. Lineage: Eukaryota; Metazoa; Chordata; Actinopteri; Syngnathiformes; Syngnathidae.
UAUAAAUAUGCUGCGCAACCAUUUUGUGCUCUCUUUGAACUCUUCUCCAGGUUGUCUGCAUUGCUUCUGGUGAAUUUUUUCAGAGUUGUGAGCACAAAAUCUAACCGCACGCAUAUACAUAACAGAUAUACAUAAAUCAAUCACACAGACACACUCACUGAAAAGCAUACAGACACACUCAUCUGGACACACUUCCCAUCACAUACUUCCUGCUAAGAUGCCGCGUGCCAAGGGCCACAGGCGGACACUAGCCGCCAGGACGAAGUUGGCAGAGUGGCAGUCAUCGACCCCCAUGCCUCCUGUGCCCGAGUUCGUCGCUCGGCGCGGCACUGGGUUCCGCCACCGCGUGCGGAGGUGGCCGACUUCGGACCUGACUGGCCGUCAGGUGAAGUUUGUCCCUCCAGCUUUCCACCCGGAGAAGAAGACUGUCUUCGUCAUCGGUGACUCCCACCUGAGGGGCCUUGUGGAUGGGGACGUCGCCUUACCCAAGGUACCUCUCUCUUUUUCUUUUCUGUCUGUUCCAGGUGGAGGUGCAGCUGACUUGAGGAAAGAGGUGGGGCGCCUGGAGUUCCCGUGGACCCCGGAUGUCGUCUGCGUGCUGGCCCCGAGCAACGACCUGGACCGUGGCGAUGCGGCGGUGGAGUUCGGCGCGCUCCUGACCAGAGUCCGCAGCCGCUGGCCCAAGGUGUUUGUUCUGGACUUCCCCCCGCGUCUGAACAAACCCGUGGGCCUGCAGGAUCUGCUGCGUCAGGAGCACCACCGCGUCGCAGCACGCAUGGGUCUCCCAUUCGUGGCUGUGACCAGCAGCUUCCUGCUGGAUCGGUUGGAGCUGUGGUGUUAUGACGGCGUGCACCUCAGCGACACAGGUGGCUCGCCCAUCCUGGUGGAGCUGUUGUGCGACGCUGCGCUCACCCUGUUCGCACCCGAUCCCCCUGCACCUCCUUCCCCUGGUCUGAAGGACUGCCUGGAUCCCCGGACGUGGCCCAGGGUUGGACAGGAGGGAGAGAUGGCCUGCAUCACUGCAUCUGCUGUUCUUUGGAGGAAGAUGGCAGAGCGGCAGUCGUGGACCCCCAUGCCUCCUGUCCCCGAGUUGGUCGCUCGUGGCUCGCCCAUCCUGGUGGAGCCUGCGCCUCCUUCCCCUUGGUGGACGUCGCCACCUGCCCUGGUGACGAGGCCAGACCCCCUGCCCCGUCGGCGCCCGGAUCCCCGGAGGUGGACCACGGUUGGACGGGAGGGAAAGGCUGGAACACAGCCGGUGCUACAGUCCCUUCCCAUCCCGUCCAACCCUGUGUGGUUCAGCAGUCCUAUGUUGGAUGCCAUGGAGGAGUUCGCUCCUUCCUCUGACUCCGACUGCACUGCUGUCCCACCACCUGGCCAGCCCAAUCAGGGAAGCCCAAACUUCCCCCUCCUCAACCACUUCCGCCUGUUCUUCCUGGGGGAUCCCGAGGUGCUCCCAAGCCUGCUGAGAGACAUUGUCUCUUCAGUGUGUCCUGGGUCUUCCUCGUGGUCUCCUACCGGUGGUACAUGUCCUGAACACCAACAGCAUGGCAUCCUAAUAAAAUGCCCAAGCCAUUUUACUACUGUUAUUACUAUUACCAUUAUUACCACUAGUUGUUAAUCAAAUGUUGGGACAUUUUUGAGUAUGUGAUACAUAAUUGUAA